Molecule: messenger RNA, 1143 nt
Organism: Botrytis byssoidea
Lineage: Eukaryota; Fungi; Ascomycota; Leotiomycetes; Helotiales; Sclerotiniaceae
Exons: 1
Coding region: 1-1143 (380 amino acids)
Source: RefSeq, a predicted model, not a curated record
AUGGAUAUGAACGAGCGACGAUCCAGCAUUUCUGGGCGCAUUCGUAAUACAUCCGUCUCAUUAGCAGAUGCAGCUCUAAAUUUUAAUCCUCAAUUGGGGAUGUGGGCAGCAACCGGUACCGCCAUAGCCUAUGCUCCAACGUUGGAAGAACUCCGAGAGCCCAUUUCCGGAGGCGCAAAUAUCGAAUUCAAUGAACAUGGUCACUCUACGCGUACCGUCACGACAGACUUAAAUGGUGAACCAGUCCUCGCAAAAGCUUCAUCGCGUACACAAACCCGUCGAUUGAGUAAUGCCCAAGUUUUAAAUCCUGUACCAGUGGUGGGCCAUGAGAAUUCCAAUAUCGUACUCGAAACUGAACCUAAAUUUGUGAAACCUUCAUUAAAGACUCGAACAACAGUCAUUGAAGAAGAAAGACAUGGUUGGGGCCCUGCCGUUAAACAUGGUUUUGCUGCAUUUUGGAAAUUCGCAACAACGCCUACUGGUUUCUUGAUGACGAUAUAUGGAUUGAAUAUUGUGGCAUGGGGAGCUAUGCUUUUCUUCUUACUGCUAGAUGCCGCUCCAGCAAUGGAUCAUCCGGAUAAAGAUUCUAAUGAUUCACCUAGGAAGAAAUGGUUGGAAAUUGAUUCCCAGAUUUUAAACGCUUUAUUUUGCGUCACUGGAUUUGGCUUGGCUCCCUGGCGAUUUAGAGAUUUAUGGAAUUUGUUGCAGGUGAGAUUUGGGAAGAAUAAGAAAGCAAUGAAGAGGUUGGCAAAGCAAAAUGAAAGUUGGUUUAGACCUGAGGCUUGGUAUACAGAUUCGCUCAGGAAUGAGAAUGAAGAGAAUGGUGUUUCUAUUCCAACCACUUUCACUGGGGAAGUCGCACCUCCUACUAGCUUAUGGAAACUAAGCUUUGUGGUUUGGAUGAUGGUUUUGAAUACUUUAUUUCAAGGAGUGUUGGCUGGAUUCAUGUGGGGAUACAACAGAAUCAAUAGACCGUCAUGGGCGACUGGUACAUUUAUUGCCUGUGGGUGCGCUGUUAGCUUAUUCGCAGGAAUUAUGAUGUGGUGGGAGGGGAGGAAGGUCAAGAAGAUUGAAGGCCCAGUAAUCAAGGUUAUAGACCCGGAUGAGAAAGAGACAGAGUUGGAGGAUCAGUCAAACAAAUGA